This is a messenger RNA of Cuscuta campestris, 2102 nucleotides long. The record is from the annotation of a GenBank genome assembly. NCBI's taxonomy places the organism in Eukaryota, Viridiplantae, Streptophyta, Magnoliopsida, Solanales, Convolvulaceae.
CCCGCAAGCCCCUUCCCUUCUUCUCUAUCAUUCUUUACCCUUUUCCCACUUUGCCCCUACCUCACCGGGCACGUACCCACACUGACAAACUAAAUCACACAAACAAAUUAAAACAUGGACCCCGCCGCCGUGAUGCUGGUCGCCGCCGCCGUGACUCUGUACCUGACGUGGUUCUUCGCGGUGGUGUCGAGGUCGCUGAAGGGGCCGAGAGUGUGGCCCGUCCUCGGCAGCCUCCCAGGGCUCAUACAGAACUCCGAGAGGAUGCACGACUGGAUCGCCGACAACCUCCGAGCCUGCGGCGGCACGUACCAGACGUGCAUCUGCGCCGUGCCGUUCCUGGCGCGGAAGCAGGGCCUCGUGACGGUCACGUGCGACCCGAAGAAUCUGGAGCACAUCCUGAAGACCCGGUUCGACAACUACCCGAAGGGCCCGACGUGGCAGUCGGUGUUCCACGAGCUGCUCGGGCAGGGGAUCUUUAACUCCGACGGGGACACGUGGCUGUUCCAGCGGAAGACGGCGGCGCUGGAGUUUACCACCCGCACCCUCCGCCAGGCCAUGGGCAGAUGGGUCAACAAAGCCAUUAAACUCAGAUUUUGUCCCAUUCUCCAAACUGCCCAACUACAAGGUAAAUCGGUAGACUUGCAAGACCUAUUGCUACGGCUAACAUUCGACAACAUAUGCGGCUUGGCUUUCGGCAAGGACCCCGAGACUCUGGCGGAGGGGCUGCCGGAAAACGCCUUCGCCCUCGCUUUCGACCGCGCCACCGAGGCCUCCCUCCAGCGCUUCAUCCUCCCCGCCGUCAUCUGGAAGGCCAAGAAGUGGCUCCGCCUCGGCAUGGAAGUCAGCUUGAGCCAAAGCCUCCGCCAGCUCGACGCCUACAUGUCCCGCAUCAUCGCCGCCCGCCGGCUCGAGCUCACCGCGGCGGCGGCGGCUCACCCGGCCGACCACCACCAGCACGACGACUUGCUGUCCCGGUUCAUCAAGAAGGACUCCUCGUAUUCGAGCGACGACAAGGCGCUCCAGCACGUGGCGCUCAACUUCAUCCUAGCUGGGCGCGACACGUCGUCCGUGGCCCUGUGCUGGUUCUUCUCCCUCAUCAUGGAGAACCCCAGGGUGGAGGAGCAGAUUUUGACCGAGAUUUGCUCCGUCCUGCGCGGGACCCGAGGGGACGACGCGUCGUCCUGGCUGGACGAGCCGCUCCAGUUCGAGGAGGUGGACCAGCUCGUCUACCUGAAGGCUGCGCUCUCCGAGACCCUCCGGCUCUACCCGUCGGUGCCGGAGGACUCGAAGCACGCGGUGGCCGACGACGUGCUCCCCGACGGGACGUUCGUCCCGGCGGGGUCCGCGGUCACGUACUCCAUCUACUCCGCGGGGCGGAUGGGGUACGCGUGGGGGGACGACUGCCUCGUGUUCAGGCCCGAGAGGUGGCUGUCCCCCGACGGGAAGAGGUUCGUGGCGCACGACCAGUACCGCUUCGUGUCGUUCAACGCCGGCCCGAGGGUGUGCCUGGGGAAGGACCUGGCGUACCUGCAAAUGAAGUCCAUAGCCGCCGCCGUGUUGCUCCGGCACCGGCUGACCCUUUCUCCGGGCCACAAAGUGGAGCAGAAAAUGUCUUUGACACUUUUCAUGAAGUAUGGGCUUAAGGUAAGUGUCCACCCUAGAGACUUAUCACCCAUUUUAGCCCAAAUUAACAAAGAAAACAAUUCACCACCACUGUAAAUUUCUAUACCCAAAAAAAAAUACCCGUACAUUCUAAAGGAAAAAAAAGUUAGAUUUUGAUCCGGGCGAAUUGUCCGGACCGAAAUGUAGCACCAGAUUAUGGGGGUAGUAAUGGAGGUUGUUGAAUUGGUAGUAAUGAGGGAUGGUUGAGAGGGGUAUAAGUAGGUGGGAGGGUGUAAUUGGGAGGGCAUUUUGGGGAGAUUUUUCACAUGGAUGAUUAAAUGUUUUAUUUGUUGACAAACUGGAACACAAAGAGAUGGAAAGAGUACUAUCAUCACAUUCAUUGCAGACAGGGUGGAGUUGGAUGGACAAAUUAAGUUUGAGGCAAUUGCUCUUUACUAUUGGGUAGACAAUUCUUGUAUUUUCUUGAGUGUAUUUAAUCU